Molecule: messenger RNA, 1918 nt
Organism: Aedes aegypti (yellow fever mosquito)
Lineage: Eukaryota; Metazoa; Arthropoda; Insecta; Diptera; Culicidae
Gene: speck
Product: dopamine N-acetyltransferase
Exons: 5
Coding region: 560-1426 (288 amino acids)
Molecular function (GO): N-acetyltransferase activity
Source: RefSeq, a predicted model, not a curated record
AACUAACUAGCCGACUAUACGAUCGGCUGGUUAACUUGUGGCCGAGCGACUCAGUUUCAAUAUAAAUAUAAGUGAAUUUCCUAACGAAAGCUUAUUGCUAGUCUUCCAUCGUCGCGAUUUUCCGCAGUUCCGCGCAUUUUCACACGCGUGUCGUGGCUGUCGAGUAGUUCGUGAACGGGUAUCCUGAACGAGUCUCUGGUGUACAAGAUUGCACAGAUAUUUUAGAAAGUGCGUUGUUUUUCGAUAAAAGGUGUUAUAAAAUAUUGUGAGCAACGGGAAGCUGUGUAAUGUGUAAAACGAGACGUUCAGGGAAUCAUAAGCACGUAAAUUGAUUGCAUGCAUUAGCUCAUCUGUGUUCACAAAAGGUGGUCCAUCAGUGUGUAAUAUCCUCGCUGCACCGGAAAAAUUGAACGAUUAUUGUAAUCUUUGUCGUGAAACAUCUUCAUCGUGUCGAUUUGUGUUUUUAAACGUGUUACGUGAUAGAUUGUUUGUUGUUUGGUUCCCCAUAUAAUCGCUUUGUAUCAUCAGUAUCAUCCACCGCAAGAUCCAAGUGGGAAAAAUGGAAAUCGAAAUUCAAAAUCACAUUGCGCACCUGGGCAAAUUUGCUGUCAAUAAGAGUGAAAAUGAUCGCCUCCUGGAUGAAGCAUGCACUAUGCUAUCGGAGUUACUUCCACCGUUGGGUCGUAUGGCUUCGAAGAUGUCGACCGUUAGCAGCGAUGCAAAGGGGGCGAUAGUCAAGCCUAGCUCCACUGACGAUUCUACCCUACCACUCGAUGAGGUUGACACGAACAUUUCGAUUGAGUUAAUUACGGAAGACGACGCCGAGGAUGUCCUGAAAUUGCUGAAAAAGUUCUUCUUCAAGGAUGAACCUUUGAACACUUUUGUCAACCUAGGAGAGUGCAAGGAACUAGAAAAAUAUUCCACCAAAAAUCUUCACGAACAUUGUUCUUUUAAGGCAGUAAAUGGACGAGGUGAAAUCGUUGGAGUAAACAUAAAUGGUUUGAUAAACAGGCCGAAAGAGACUGACGAGCCUCCAGCAAAACUAGCUGAUGGUUGUGAGCAUCCCAAGUUCAAGAAAAUCAUGGCUUUGAUGGACUACGUAGAUGAACAUUUUAACAUUUUUGAUUUGUAUCCCGACGUUGAUCGUAUGCUGGAUGUAAAAAUCAUGUCAGUGGACAGUAGAUACCGUGGCUUGGGAAUAGCCGGAAAACUGACUGAUCGUACCAUGCAAUACGUGAAGGAUAACAACAUCAAACUAGUACACGUUCUGUGUAGUAGCCAUUUCUCUGCCCGAGUAAUGGAAAAAUUGGAUUUCGAGGAAGUUUACAAGCUGGAUUACAGCGAUUAUCUGGUCAAUGGAGAACAAGUUUUCGACCCGGAGAAACCACACACUGCGGUUCGUAUUCUAACAAAAAGACUGGCCUAAAAUAGUUAUUUCAAGUAAAUUACUCACGCAGAUGCAAUAUGACUUUAGUUGUUGGUAAUACCGCACCAUGUGAAAACGAUUGAUGAGUUUUGUUGAAGUCAGUUUAUGUAGUUCAAUGAUUUCGAAACCCGUACUGCACAAAUUUUGGUCCGAUGGAGGAAGUCGCAUUACUAUGCCUUUUUUUUGCGAUCGUCGGUUUAUUAUAUUAGCUUAGCUUGUAAGUAUUGUCAAUUAACGGUGUUUGACAAGGUAUUCCUUAAUGUACAAUGUGAGAGCAAAAUAAGGUUGCAUAACAUAUAGAUUAUAGUGAUAUUAUGGAAUGCUGAGCAAAUCCUGUUUCGUGCCAGUAGCACUGGAUAUCCGUACUACUUUAGUUUUAUUUGAGAAUCCAUGUAGUGAUGAACGAUCAUUUGAUAUUAAGUUUCAAUUAUAAUUCGAUGUAAGCACAAAUGAUUUAUGUAUAAUAAAUGUAACGAAACUUGUGUUUAACAA